UUGUGCGAUAUCAUGGACAUGGACCAAACAAUGACAUCGGCAUAUCAUCCUCAGACAAAUGGUCUAACAGAACGAUUUAAUCAAACCAUGGUUACUCAACUUAUGAAGCUGGUAAACGAUGAGUGCAACGACUGGGAUCAGUACAUACAUGCCAUAGCCUUCGCCUACCGUACAAACAAACAGAGUUCUACAAAGUAUUUGCCAUUUGAAUUGCUUUAUGGUCAGAAGCCCCGACUACCCGUCGACCUAGAAUACUAGGUAGACGAUGCAACAUGUGAUGUGGACAUGGAUGAUGUCGGCACCAGAAUGAAGCAGCUGGCAGACCUGACCAAGCAUCGUGACACCGCCCAGGACAACAUAUCAGAUGCCCAGAAGAAACAAAAGAAACGAUACGACAUUAAGCACAGAGGAUCCAUAUUUGAGAUUGGCGAUCACGUGGCGAUAGUCAACCGUCGACGAGAUACCAGGAAGGGAGACAAACUCGCACCACGAUUCAAGGGGCCAUAUACAGUGACGCAAACUUUAGGGAAAGGACUCUACGUAUUGAAGAAGGGUGAUGCCGUGCUGAAAACCAAAUACAAUGCCGUGAAUCUUAAGAGGUGGAACAAACCUGAAAGUGCAACAAAAUCUGUCAGGACAGAAGAGCUGCCACAAAGGUCGUCGAAAUGGGUACCAAAAUUUAAACUGAACGAGAGUGAUCGAUGCGACAUUCUCAACGGUGCAUGGUUGAGCGACAGAGUGAUUGAUGCUUGCCAUAUGCUCAUCACAGAGUCUACUGGUAUUCAAAAUCAGUCUACACUACUGAAGCAGACAGCAUUCAAGCCAAUGGAUACCACUGUGCAAAUCUUACAUGACCAUGAUCACUGGGUGACUGUUUCUGGGAGUAAGGAUGGAAUUCAAUUCGCUGACAGCAUUCCAUCUCAUCCCAUUACUGACAACAUAAAACGGCAAAUGAAAGAAAUUUUCAAGAAUCGUUUGAACACAGAUGGGAAUGAUUGUGGGGUCUUUGCAAUAGCCAAUGCCUUCCAGUUGGCCCAGGAUAUGUCUCCCUCAGUGAAAUAUAACAUUGCCAAUAUUCGCAAUCAUAUCUUAAAAUGUAUUGAAGACAGGAAGAUGCGAGCAUCCGAUUAUAUGUCACUGAGAAAAAAAUCGAUGGAUAAAAUCGUGUGCAUCUAA
This is a messenger RNA of Gigantopelta aegis, 1176 nucleotides long. RefSeq lists its product as uncharacterized. The transcript is spliced from 2 exons. The coding region runs from base 286 to 1176 and encodes 296 amino acids. The record is from RefSeq and is a predicted model, not a curated record. Lineage: Eukaryota; Metazoa; Mollusca; Gastropoda; Neomphalida; Peltospiridae.